AUGAAUGACUUCGAUGAUGAUGUGAAAAUCAAAGACAUUGAAGUUGAACUUUCAACAAGAGACUAUGAUGCAAUCAAAUAUAUUAACACAGCUAUUCCUGAUAGUUCAGCUAUUUCUACAAUCAAUGUUCUUUCCAAACAUAUUAAUCAAAAGCUUGAAAAAACUACAGAAAACAUUAACGAAGAUAUAAAGCAAUACUCGAAACUUGAUGCAGCAGAUAAGAAUCUACUUGCAAAUACUCACGAAUCUAUUUCUGAUUUGUCGAAACGAAUUGAUCAAAUAAAAGUUCAAGCGCAAGAUACAGAAACUGCAAUCAAAAAGAUAUGUGCAGACAUAGAGCCAUUACAUCGUGCCAAAAAUAAUCUCCUAGCUACAGUAACAACUCUUCGCCGAUUACAAAUGAUGGUAACAUCAAUAUCAGCACUCGAAAAACAUAUUCAAGCAAAAAAUUACGCAGAAUGUGCACCAAAUGUGUUAGCUUUGACUACUUUAGUCGAAGAUUUUAAAAAAUUUGAAAAAGCACCUCAAUUAUCUCCAUUAAUUACCAAAUUCUACGAUCUUAAGCGCUAUUUACGUAAUCAAGUUAAUACAGAGCUCGAUUAUCGUUUAUUUGGCGGAAAACCAGACGAAUCUAACCUCGCUGUUUGCGCGGUCGUUGAUUCAUUUGCUGAUGAUUUCAGAUCUUCAACGAUAGAUUGGUUUUGUGAUAAGUUUCUUUCUUGUUACGAUGACGCUUUUGAAGGAACGGAUCUUUCUGAAGCCCAAAACAGAUUCAGAUGGUUCAAGCAAAGGCUCAUUAUAUAUAAUAACCAGUUUUCUCAAUGUUUUCCUUCAACUUGGAGAAUGCAGUACUGGAUAACUUUAUCUUUCUGUCAAAGGACUUGCCAGCAGUUCAAAUACAUUUUACAACAACAGAAACCAUCAACAAAACAGUAUUUGAACGCUUUUGAAAUGACCGUAAAAUUUGAAUCAAAAAUGAGCGAAUCUUUUGCCACAAUUGAGCUGGUACCUUACGAUCCUGAUGCUCCGAUGCCAGAUUUCCCUCAAACGGCCGAAGGAGUUCGUCAGAAACAUGAAUGGCUUCAAAGAAUGAAAGAGAAAAGAGGGACAACGAAAAAAGUGUUGGCAACCAAUUUCAUUGGAUCAAUUGCCGCAGCAUUUUCUCCUUACAUGCAGAUUUACAUCGAUUCAGAAAAAUUAAUUCUGACAAAGAUCAUUCAAGAGGCCCAAAACAAUAUUACAAAUGAUAUUGAUGAAGAAGAGAAAGAAAUGAACAGCGCGAGACUCUUAAUUAUUGCGAUGAAAAAAUCUCUUGAAAAAUGUGCCGGAUUUGGUGUUGAAAAGACUACUUUAGAGCUCUUUGCCAUGCUUAGAGAUUUAAUUGUGUCUUAUUCGGCAGGAAUGACCAAAUUAUUACCCAAAAAAUUUAAAGAUGAAAUAAAUGUUAAGUUAACAUGCGCCAUUGCUAAUACCACAUCUACAUUGCUUGAAAUAUUAGACUCAUUAGCUACAAAAGUAAUAGAAAUUACUAGUGAUGGCAAAAAAGUCACAGUUGAUGAAGCAAAAAAUCAAAUUUCAGAAGAAAUUAAGAAACAAAUUUUGCAUAUAGCUGAUACAUUUAUAAAAGAAAGCGAAUCUUCAUUGAUAUCCAUUGGUAACAACAGUUGGACGGGAUCAGACAAAUUACCAUCGAAAUUAUUAGAAUUAUUUAGUUCAAGGUUCGGAAUAAUUUCGGAAUGGUUAAAUCCAAUGAACAUGAACAGACUCAGAUCAGUUCUCACACAGAAAGUUGUAGCAACAAUAAGAGAUUCUGUGUAUAGAACUCACAACAUUAAAAUUGAAUCUGCUUCUAAAAUAUAUAUGACAUUAGGAAAUACCAAAGAAACUAUUGCUUAUUGGACAAAUUGUGACAGCGCCAGCGCUAGAAGAAGAUUGGAUUAUGACUUUGCAAGGUUAGAGAAUGAUUUAACUGUUUUGUGUUGCCCAGAAAUGGCAAUGACUGUUACUUAUCUUGGAAAGACUCCAACAAAGAAUAAAGACCAGUUCAUGGCUCUCGUUCGAUUAAAGGGUUUAGGUCCUCAAGCAGAGGCUCAAUUAUCUCAAGAAUAUGACCAACAACUUCCUUUGUUUACAGAAAAAUAA
Molecule: messenger RNA, 2142 nt
Organism: Trichomonas vaginalis G3
Lineage: Eukaryota; Parabasalia; Trichomonadida; Trichomonadidae
Product: retrograde transport, endosome to Golgi
Exons: 1
Coding region: 1-2142 (713 amino acids)
Biological process (GO): retrograde transport, endosome to Golgi
Cellular component (GO): GARP complex
Source: RefSeq, a predicted model, not a curated record